Rubroshorea leprosula is the source of this 1481-nucleotide messenger RNA. Lineage: Eukaryota; Viridiplantae; Streptophyta; Magnoliopsida; Malvales; Dipterocarpaceae. The record is from the annotation of a GenBank genome assembly.
GUUGGCAAAGAGGCGCGUACGGUAAUCAUGGGCACGAUCACUUAACCCCCUUGUCAUUUCUUUUUCUCCUUUGGCAUUUCUGUUUCCAUAUUAUCUGUACUCUUUUGCAGCAAAGGACUCCCAAGCUUUUCAGACGACAUUUUCAGAGGAUUUUAGAGUUGAUUUUUUCAGGUAAUAACAAAUGGAAUUUGUUAGAGAAGUUGGAGAACUCUGGGGUAACCAGGGCAUGGAAGGGGAAGAAGGUGUUAUGUCCAUAGAACCGAUUGCGAUGAUUGUACCGCCAGAGCUGCAAGACUUGUCGAAAACCCUUACACCCGAAAGCAGUGCCCGUUCGAGCACACACGAGGGCUCUGGUGCUAAUCACUCUUCGUCAUCUGAAGGGUCGUCAUCAGAAAAGACUCUUAGCGUCGGAGAAGAUGUGGGGGAAGGUGUAAGUAGCCCAUCGCCAGAAAGUGUGGAGGUGACUGUGGAUGUGCCCAUGGUUGUAGGUUGGGAGAAUAAAUUUAUAAGUGGCAGGCUGAGCAACCUUCGCAAGGCCCCACAUACAUUGGGUGCUGAAUUUAGGUUUAGGGCAAAUUUUCAUCAUGAGGUAGUGGAUUGCGCGACCUCAAUUAAAGGAUAUAAGAGACUGGAGGAGAUAGUGAGGCAAUAUCACGUCCCCAGGACAAUUUUGCUCCGAACUGGUACCAAAAACGAAAGGGCCUGCAUAGUGUCACCAAUAGGGUGGAUACCCAUGUAUGUGGACCACUUCGAUGCUGGCCUGCGAUUCCCUUUGCUCGUACUGAUUUUUGACGUUCUCGCAGAGUACAGGCUGGCGAUGGAGUUAGUUGACUUGGAGGCCCUAGUUACCCCUGAGGUGCUUGCUGUGCACGGGUUUGUGGAUGUCACAAACCUGUUCAGUGAAGGAGAGAUGAGUAGCAUGCUCGAAAGACAACACGAACGGGCUCAACGUUCACGAGCUAGGGGGGCUGGGUCUAGCACGCAAAGGCAAACGCACUUUGACCAGUGGCCGCCUGCAGCUCAUCGCAAAGGGGGGCGAGGCUCCAACUCGGUUUCAUGGCCACAUGCCAAGCGGAGAGUAGAAACCACUUUUGUGGAGACUCAAAGGUGUGCUCGUGAAGACUUCGACGCUGAAGAUGAUGUCCCCUUGAUUCGGCGCAGAUUGAACGCUAGGAAUCAAUCUGGAGCGGUGCGCUCACCUGACGCGCCCGUUGCCCAGGCGCGCAACCCUGCUGAGGCCUUACCCACAGCAGUAGCUAGCAUGGGCCCCAGAAUCGCAUACCCUGAGGGCUUUAGCUAUACUAAAGCCGACUGCCAACUCGCUAUGGUCUAGGGUAUGCAGAAUUUCGUCCCACUUGCAGACCGUCAGCACGCCAAGGGUUACAUCCAGUAGCAUAGGAGUCAUGCGACUAUGCUGAAGUUGAUGGAUGUGAGUAUUUUUUCCAAGUCCCAACAUGCAGUAAUAGAUUACAAUUAAUAUU